This is a messenger RNA of Durusdinium trenchii, 1156 nucleotides long. Lineage: Eukaryota; Dinophyceae; Suessiales; Symbiodiniaceae. The record is from the annotation of a GenBank genome assembly.
CAAAAAGAUCCCAUGCAAGCCGCUUCGUACCUCCGAUUUGUUGUCCGCUUGCCGAGCGAUGCAGCCUGAGCCGUUGCUGCUGAAGGUGAUGCGCUUGCGGCGGCCAAGCAUGGCGCCCAGCGGGGCUCUGAAUGGCCUGGAGGUGCCCAAAGCCUUGGUGCCCAUGGCCCUUCAGAAGUCACUGGUUGGUGAGCAAUUCACGGGCUAUUUGCACGUGACCAACACCAGUGGCCAGACCGUGCACGAUGUAGGUCUCAAAGUGGAGAUCGACAUAGGUGCUUCCAAAUCUACAUUGCUCAACACAGGAACAUCCCGAGCAAGUCUUCCGCCAGGCGAAUUUGUGGACGCUUUGGUGGAGUAUGCGCUGAAUGAUGCCGGGACGUAUGCACUUAAUUGCUACGUGUUCUACAACUGCAAUGGAGAGCAGGCCCAGUUAAGGCGUUCAUAUCGCUUUCCUGCACUGGCACCUUUUGCUGUGUCGCACCGGGUAGUGCAGCUUGACAGACAGCUGCUGGUUGAGUGUUUGAUUGAGAAUUCAACAGAGGGCAGCAUCUAUUUGUCAUCCUGGCAUUUGGAGUGUGCGGAUGGUUUCCAAAGUGAGCUUCUCACCGAAACGGACAGCCUCGAGACAGGAUGCGCUGGUCCUCUUCUAAAACAGCGAGGGUGCUUCUCGCUUGUCUUUCGUGUGGCUGCAGAUGAGACCCUGGACUCGGUUGUGGUGCGUCAAUGUGAAGUGAUUGGGACGCUGUCCCUAUGGUGGCAAGUGCCGGAUGGCCCCAGAGGCUGCAUGGAAGGUCACCAAAUCCAAGUGAAGCCCAUUCAGGUGCCCAAACUGGACCUGCAAGUGGUGGAAUGCCCCAAAAAAGUGCAGGUAGAGGUACCUUUCCAACUGGAGCUGCAGGUGAUGAACCGAACGGAGGAUGUCUUGGAGCCAAAGGUGAGCUUCGACCUCCGGUUGAUGGGUGCCGUGAAAAUCCAAGGGCCCUGCCAAAGACUUCUACGGAUAGAGCCUGGAGAGAGGCAGCGCCUUCCCAUUGAACUCGUUGUAACAGUGCCUGGGCUCCAUGGUCUACAAGGCAUUUCCAUUGCCUGCGACGACCAGGUUCCCAGGCAGGACUUUGGAGUUCUUUGUGACUUGCUCGCCUUCUGAGGGUGG